Nyctereutes procyonoides (raccoon dog) is the source of this 6838-nucleotide messenger RNA. It is a transcript of the gene TC2N, whose product is annotated as tandem C2 domains, nuclear. The transcript is spliced from 12 exons. The record is from RefSeq and is a predicted model, not a curated record. The coding region runs from base 224 to 1696 and encodes 490 amino acids. Gene Ontology annotation, cellular component: nucleus. Lineage: Eukaryota; Metazoa; Chordata; Mammalia; Carnivora; Canidae.
CACUCGGGGCCCACAACCUGCUCUGCCGCCCGUCCCUCCAGCUGCACCUGCGUCUUGGGGACUGCAUCCAGCCUCAUUCUUAAUUUUCACCAGGUUUCAUUCAGCUCGCCAGCAACCUGCUGAAGGCUGAGGUGGGAAGGAAGGGGAGGAUCGUGCUCUUGGGGCAGAUUAAUAUUAAAAUUGGAAGUUUGUAUCAAUUGCUGAGUAUUGGAAAUUGGAUGUGAUGGCAGCAGAAUUUAUAAAGAGUUGCUGUAGAGGAUGUUUCUAUGGAGAAACAGAAAAGCACAAUUUUUUCAUGGAAAGAGACUUUAAAGCAGCAGUCUCAGCGGGUCAAGAUACCACGGUCCGUGUACCUCCGUUGACUUCCAUCUCCGUCAAGCCCCAGGUUGGCUGUACUGAGGAUUACUUACUUUCCAAAUUACCAUCUGAUGGCAGAGAAGUACCGUUUGUAGUACCGAGGUUUAAGCUCUCCUAUGUUCAGCCCAGGGCGCAAGGAACUCCUUCACAUCUGGAAGAGCUAGAAGCAUCUGCCAGAGCAUCUUUUGGAGAUCGAAAGGUAGAGCUUUCUAGUUCAUCCCAGCAUGGAGCCAGCUACGAUAUAUACAACCCAUACUAUCGAUAUCAGCACAUUUCACCUGAUUUGAGCCGACGCCUUCCCCCUCGUUCAGAAGCAGUGAGACUAUAUGGAUCAGAUUGUGAUUUAAGGACCAGCAAACUUCCCAGUUCUUCUGGGCUAAGCAAGUCCAUGUUUGAUCUUACAAGUUCAUCUCAACGGUUCAUGCAGAGACAUGAUUCAUGGUCCAGUGUGCCAAGCACUUCUUCUUCAAGGAAGAAUUCCCAGGGCAGUAACAGAAGCCUGGAUACAAUUACUUUGUCAGGAGAUGAAAGAGAUUUUGGGAGAUUGCAUGUGAAAGUGUUUUAUAAUUCUUCAGUAGAACAGAUCUGGAUCACAGUUUUACAAUGCAGAGAUUUAAGUUGGCCUUCUAGUUUUGGAGACACUCCUACUAUUUCUAUAAAAGGAAUACUUACAUUGCCCAAACCAGUGCAUUUCAAAUCUUCAGCCAAGGAAGGCUCUAAUGCUAUUGAAUUUAUGGAAACUUUUGUAUUUGCCAUUAAACUCCAAAGUCUACAAACUGUAAGGCUCGUAUUUAAGAUUCAAACCCAGACUCCCAGGAAGAAAACCAUUGGAGAAUGCUCACUGUCACUCAGAACUCUCAGCACACAGGAAAUGGAUUACUCUUUGGAUAUAAUACCACCUUCAAAAAUUUCUGUUUGCCAUGCAGAACUUGAACUGGGGACUUGUUUUCAAGCUGUAAAUAGCAGAAUUCAGUUACAAAUUCUUGAGGCACAAUACCUUCCAAGCUCUUCGACACCUCUCACUUUGAGUUUUUUUGUGAAGGUGGCAAUGUUUAGUUCAGGAGAGUUGAUUUAUAAGAAGAAGACCCGCUUACUGAAAGCCUCCAAUGGAAGAGUAAAGUGGGGAGAAACUAUGAUUUUUCCACUUUUACAGAAUGAAAAAGAAAUUCUUUUUCUCAUUAAGCUUUAUAGUCGGAGCUCUGUAAGAAGACGACACUUUGUGGGGCAGAUUUGGAUAAGUGAAGACAGUAAUCACAUCGAAGCAGCAAAUCAGUGGAAAGAGACAGUUACAAAUCCAGAAAAGGUUGUUAUCAAGUGGCACAAAUUAAAUCCAUCUUGAAGACAUCACACAUUAAUUUGGUGAAGAACUUGACAUUCUUUUAGAAGACUUACGAUUUCAAUUUGCUACCAAUAAGAAGAGACAAAUCAAUACAUUUGUCAACUUAUUUAUGGAGGUCAUAAUUAUAAUGGAUCUUGUAGAAAAUUAAAUUCGAUAAAAAAUAAGAUGAAUUAUAUCAAAUAUCCAAAGUAAAGAGAAUGUUUUAAAACUGUGCCAAAAUAGACAAAAUAAAGAGUGGUAUGCUGGGGCAACUAAAUAAAUUAUACAACCAAUGAGAAUUUCACCCAUAGGUAGUUAUUACUGUAUUACAUUUAUGGAUUUUUUAAAGUUUUACCUAGAUAUUCAAAACCUCUAUUAGACAUGUAGAAGACUUUACUACUGACUAUUUCAGUGCUAGUCAUUAUUGCUUAGACCUGGACUCCGCUGUUUACCUCUUGCUACAUAUUUUCCCUCAGAAAGCAAAAAUGAAUUAAACCACUUCAACUUUUCUGUAUUUAGGGAAAAUUUGUGUCUUGUGUUUCUCAUUUCUUGCCCAUAAGUAAUCAUAUUGCAACUUUGUACAUUAUUUAUCUCCAAGAAACUUCAAAUAUAGAACACUAUUUUAGCAAGAAUAAAUGAAAAUGCCAGAAGGUUGAAGUUUAGUAGAAAACCUAUUAUAUACACAUUUUGCUAUGUUUUUCCUCCCUCAAAUAUUUUGCCCUUUGUUUUAGUUGGAGCUGGAAUAAGAAAAUCAUCCAUAGAGCCAUCCUAAGUAGCAAAAUUAAAUGAGCUUAGUUAGCAAGUUCAAUAUUUUAUGAUUAUCACUUCCUUUUUUUCAGUUUUUUAAAAAAUAUAAACUACUUGUUCCAAUAAUAUCCGUGAUAUUAUUUUUCUCAUGUUUUUCAAGAAGCCAUCUUUUAGCAAAUAUUUUCUUUCUUUUUUAUUUUGAUUUUUUUGGUAGAGAGGGACAGAGGGAGAGGGAGAGAGAGAAUCUAUUUUUUUAAAUUAUUUAUUUAUGAUAGUCAUACAGAGAGAGAGAGAGGCAGAGACAAGGCAGAGACAUAGGCAGAGGGAGAAGCAGGCUCCAUGCACCGGGAGCCCGACGUGGGAUUCCAUCCCGGGUCUCCAGGAUCGCGCCCUGGGCCAAAGGCAGGAGCCAAACCGCUGCGCCACCCAGGGAUCCCCGAGAGAGAGAAUCUUAAGCAGGUUUCACUCAAGGCAUAGCCAUGGGGCUCAGUCUUACAACCCUGAGAUCAUAACCUGAGCCAAAAUCAAGAGUCCAGCUCUUAACCGAGUCGCCCUGGCGUCCUGCAGAUAUUUUCUAUAGCAGUUUCUCCCACGUACUCAUUAGAAGUCAGGAUGUGGGCAUGAUGUCAGGUUAGUUGGGUAUACAAGCUAUGGCCAAAAAGAACAACUGUUGGGAGAAACAGAUAACACCAUCUUUGAUCUUGAGAAGUCCAACUUUAGUAUUGCUGAGUGGACCAGGCACUCUGUGAUCGUGAUCUUCCAUUUUCCUUUCUACCUUACCUUAUUCUACAGAUGCUAAGAGAUAGAUGGUGAUAUUUUAGGCCAGAAGAUAUUUUGGGGUAGCUUUAGCAUACCUCUAGUUCUGAUGUUCUGUAUAUCUCAUUAAAAUUUUCUCAAACAAUUCCUCUUUUCCUGGGUACCAUCUCCACAAGGGACAAAAUAUACAUAAUUUACAUGUCCUUUGCUUCUACUCCCUAGGGUUAAGUUAGGUACUCUCUAAUACUGCAUUGGAAAUAAUUUUUUUCUUAGAUUUGUGAAAAAUGGCAUAUUGAUCAGUACUCACAUAAACUUUCAAGAGAAAUCACCUUAUAUCAUAGUGUUUUAUUUUUUUUAUCAUAGUGUUUUAAAUCUUUGAGACAAAAGGCUUUAUUGUUUAGAGCUAUUUUUUUAGGUUCACAGCAAAAUUGAGAGGAAAGUACAAAGAGUUCCCAGAUACCACUUACCCCACGUACACACAACCUCCCCCUGUCAUCAACAUCUCCCACCAGGAUGAUAAUAUUUGUUAAAAAUCAAUGAACCUACAUUGACACACCAUUAUCACCCAAAGUCCGUAGAUUACAUUAGGGUUCAAUUGUGGUGGUGUCCAUUCUGUGAGUUUUGACAAGUGCAUAAUGUCUUAUAUCCACCACUAUAGUAUCAUACAGAGUAGUUUCACUGCCUUAAAAAUCUUCUGCAAAUGCAGCUAUCUUAAUAGCCACUAAAUAAGUAUAUUGACUUUUAGAUAAAUAAUAGGUUUUAUUGUUUUUAAAAAUCUGGAAUUUUAUUUGGGUAGCUUUUUGUGUUCGAGUAAAGCUUUCAAUUCCUAAACUUGUUAUAUGUAUUUAACUCAAUUUUAAAUUAUUUAAUUUUUAAUAUUUUUGCAAUAUGUAUACAAUGUGCAAUUUCAGAGAAGGUGUGAUUUCUUGGUUUCUUGUAUGCCUUAGAAUCCUAGGUAAAUAAAAAGAAAACUUUUCAUUUAAAGAAUAUUUCAUCUAGAGUAGUAGUGACACAGCUAAGUUCACAAAUAUUGUAAUUAAUUGUACUUAAGCCUUUUUUCAGGUGUAAUAGGUACCAGAUACGGGUAAUAUUCUAGUUGUUUCUUUGAAGCCUUACAUGAAAUAUAAAAAAAAACGUUCUUCUGUUAAUAGUUAUUCAUAUUAUGAGAAAAACAUUAGGAGCUGGUAAUAAAAAAAUGAGAUAGUAUGUAAAAAUCGCCUUUGUUUUUGCUUAGGCAUUUCUGGACCUUAACCCAUUUAUAAUAAGAAGGGAGUCAAAAUGGUGCUCGUUGACCAGAGGAAGCCUUGGGAGGAUUCACAUUGAUAGCUGAUAUCAAACUUGCACAAUGCUAAUCCCUUACAUUGUAAUUGUUGAUAAGCUUUUUGAUUGAUACAAUUGGGUAGCUGCAGCCCAUGUCAAAAUAUAUCAUCACUAUUUGGCUUUCAUUUGGUUUUGCAUGAUUUUUUUUUUUUAGCAGACCUCCUCGAGAAAUUAUCAUUGAAGUCUAUCAGUUCUGGCACUUACCAGACUGUUAAGAAGGAACCAGUGAGAUUUUGAACAUACAUAAUUGUCUGAAAAUAGCAUAAAGUGAACUUCUGCUUGAAUGCAGUCAAUUUCUACAAAACUAAUGUACUGAAAGAAUAUUUCCCAGCAAAAAUUUCUGUUGUCUGAUCAAAUAAUAGCUUAUUUUUGAAGGAUUUUAGAAAUUCUCAUUAAGUGUCACCACUUUAUAUCAUGGUAGUAAUGGAUAAUCCUUUUUAAAAAAAAUUUUGUAAUGGAUAUUUUGUAGGAUAUAUAUUUUCUUGUGGUAUUUGGUGGAGUAUAUUUGGGGAAGUACCAGAUAACAUAUCUGUAUGUACACUGUAUUAGGGUUUUUCAGAGAAACAGAACCAACAGAAUGUAUGUAUUUCUAAAAAUGUAUGUAUUUUUUAAUUACAAGAAAUUGGCUCAUGUUUAUUGAAGCUAAGAAAUCCCACAAUCUGCCAUGCAGGCUGGAGACCCAGGAAGACCUGUAGUAUAGUUCAGUCUGACCCUGAAGCCUUGAGAACCAGAGGAACCAAUGCUAUGAAUCCCAGUGUGCAGGCAAGAGAAGAGGAAAUGUCCAGCUCAGCCAUGAGGCAGGAGAAAAGGAUCAAUUCCUUUUUCAUCUCCCUUUUGUUCUAUUCAGGUUCUCAGCAGACCAAAAGGUGCCCACCCACACUGAGGAGCACAAUUUGCUGAGCCCACUGAUGCAAAUGCUGAUCAUGUCCAGAAACAUCCUCUCAGACACACCUAGACAUAAUGUAAUCCGGGCAUCCCUAGCCAGUCAAGUUGACACAAAAAAUUAAGACAUCUACUAGUGUUCUCCCAAUAGGUCAGCUUAAGUUAUUACUCAACAAUCAAUUUCAAAUGCUUGAAGUUUUGGUUGAAACAUUUGAAUUGAGGAAAGAAUUGUGAAAAGUGAGUGCAUAUGAAGUACCAUGUCCAUGUUGAAAUACAGGCUUAGUGUUUAAAAAGAUACUAAAAUAGUUAAUGUUGCCCUCCACAAUUGGGUAUUUUGUCUGAAGAUAAAUGUUGCCUGUAUUUUUGGUCAUUUCCUGGCGGAAUCUUUUUAACUUGGUAAUUACUGUUUUUUAAAUGUUCAUGUAUAGGAAAUCUGAUUUGAAAAAUAACUUUAUCUUAUUAGUUAAAACUGGUAACUAAAUUAUAUAAUGAUAACUGUAUUAACUGUACAACCAUAUUAAACUGUAGUACUCUAAUAAUGGUAGUAGAUGUCCAGAAAGAAAGUUCUGUAUGUCUUCUCAGAUUGCUAGAAGGUAUCAGACUCCAUGCUGAGCUAAAUCACUGAGUAAGAUAUGUCUUUAGGUGAUGAUUGUGUUCAUUCAGUAUUGAUUUUCCUAUUCUCAUGCUGUGGAAUUUGUUCUCUGAGCCACCAUUCUUUAGUUUCUGAGGCAGGAGGAUGAUAAAAAAAUAUCUGCCCUUCAUGAUAGAACUAGAUGUAUUUUAACAGAUUUUGUUGACUGUGGCUUUUAGUUUAAUUUCUGGGUCUUUACCAUUUCUUGAUUAUGCAGACUUGAUCUUGAAACAACUAAAUUUUUAAAUGAAUCAUUUUAUGUACUUAAUAGUUAAACGUAAAAAUGUCUAUAAAGUACUUUUUGCAAAGAACUGUUGUAGGUGCUUUGAGGGAGACAGAUGAAUAAACCAUCACUCUUUACUCUGGGGUUUUAUAUUUUAGCAGGGAAAUAAAACAUUAUAAAGUAGUAAAAGCAGGUUCAAAGUAUGGACAAAAUGCUUUAGAGGCUCAAAUAAAAUCAAAUGCAGCUGAAUUAGGAGCACCUCUAAUUUUUUUCUUUUUUUCAGGCUCCACCUGCAAUCUGGGGCUUGAAUUUACAAUCCUGGGAUCCAGUCAGGCUUCCCUGUAGGUGAAGGAAUUAGGAAAACUUUGGCAAAUCCCUGAUUUGGAACACACAAAACCAGGCAAAUCGGCAGCACUAUUAAUUCACGGUUGCUCUGACUCUGCCUAACUGGGUGUCUCUUGUUGUAUUUACAUUGUCUGCUGAGUCACUGUGAAAAAGUUUAUACUUCCUUCCACUCUCUUCUAACCUUCGCACCCCUGUUCCUUUCUGUGCUCUCAGUGGAACAUCUGAUUUUGUGCCUCACAAAGAAAACGGUGGUUGGCAU